This is a messenger RNA of Penicillium verhagenii, 969 nucleotides long. RefSeq names its product protein kinase. The transcript has 2 exons. The record is from RefSeq and is a predicted model, not a curated record. Gene Ontology annotation, molecular function: protein serine/threonine kinase activity; ATP binding. Bases 1 to 969 code for a protein of 322 amino acids. NCBI's taxonomy places the organism in Eukaryota, Fungi, Ascomycota, Eurotiomycetes, Eurotiales, Aspergillaceae. Gene Ontology annotation, biological process: peptidyl-threonine phosphorylation; peptidyl-serine phosphorylation.
AUGGAUAUUCAGCAGCAGUUCCCCGAUGUACACUGGCUCUGGAAAGGGGGUAUCUCCUUUGUGUAUGAGGUCCAUCCUCAUGUCGUGGUCAAAGUUCCAAAAUCUGGCGAAUUUGAGAGAGAACAAUUCCAGAAAGAACUCAAGAUCUAUGAGAUCUUUUCUCGACAUUCGCCCUGCCCUUCUAUAGUUCAGUGUUUCCUCUAUACAGAUCAUGGCAUCUUUCUUCAGUAUAUGCGAGAAUCCAUGAUAACCAAACUCGCGACCAGCAAACAGAAGGUUUUGUCAAUUCAAGUUCAUAAACUGGAGCCUCUGCCCUUACGAAAGGAAUGGAUGAACGAUCUUGCUCAAGCCGUUGGUUUUCUAGAAUCGCUCAAUCUUGCACAUGGCGACCUACGACCCAAAAACAUUCUACUUGAUCGGAACCGAAUAAAACUGUCUGAUUUUGAUUCCACAGCUGAAAUUGGUUCAGAUUUUGAAGCAUGUAUGGCUCCGUAUGGAAGAAUACUCAACAGCGACGAGCAGGAUCAGGGACCGCGUGGGGGUUUUGGUUUUCUAGGUCCUCGAACCGAACAAUUCGCCUUGGGUUCCUUGUACUAUCUCAUAAACUAUGGCUUUGAAGUUUAUGAAGAUCGGCAACUUACAGAGGACCGCAAAGAGCAUGGAUGCAAAGUUGUGGAUUUACUGCAGGACAUGGAAUUUCCCAAGUUAGAUGGCGAUCCGUUGAUUGACGACAUUAUCACAAAAUGUUGGCACAACAAAUAUACCACGAUUAAAGAAUUGUCCGCAUACACAGAGACGCUUCUUCCCGCAAGACAUAAUUGCCAAGACGACUCGGCAGAGGAUUUAUCUUUCAAAAAAAAAAAAAAAUGUCAAGACCUAGACAAGCGGGGGCUUCUUCAAAUGCUUUAUUUGGGAGAGCCAGAGCAACUUGGAUUCAAACUCAAGUGGUAUAGAGAUACCACAAAUUGA